AGCUGCAAAGACGCGAAAACCCAACUUCAGCACACUCCUUUAUCUCCAAUUACGCGUUUCUUUCCAGCACAACAACUUACACCAUGGCCCCUGCAAAGAGCUCCAAGGACAAAUUCUCGGUCAUUCUGCCGACGUACAAUGAGAGGAAGAACCUCCCCAUUGUGGCCUGGCUGCUGAACCGCACCUUUACAGAGAACCAGCUGGAUUGGGAACUCAUCAUCGUCGACGACGGCUCGCCCGACGGAACACAAGAGGUGGCCAACCAGCUCGUCAAGGCCUACGCUCCCCACGUCGUCCUCAAGACUCGCACUGGCAAGCUGGGCCUCGGAACGGCCUAUGUCCACGGCCUGCAGUUUGUCACAGGCAACUUUGUCAUCAUCAUGGACGCCGACUUUAGCCACCACCCCAAGUUCAUCCCGCAGAUGAUCGCCCUGCAGAAGAAGGGCGGCUACGACAUCGUCACCGGCACGCGCUACGCUGGCAACGGCGGCGUCUUUGGCUGGGACCUGAAGCGCAAGUUUGUCAGCCGCGGCGCCAACCUGUUUGCCGAUACCGUUCUGCGACCGGGCGUCAGCGACCUCACGGGAAGCUUCCGCUUGUAUAAGAAGAGCGUGCUGGAGAAGGUCAUUGCGAGCACCGAGAGCAAGGGAUACACGUUCCAGAUGGAGAUGAUGGUUCGCGCCAAAGCCAUGGGAUGCACCGUCGCUGAGGUGCCCAUUUCUUUCGUGGACCGAGUGUACGGCGAGAGCAAGCUGGGUGGUGACGAGAUUGUCGAGUACGCCAAGGGAGUGUUUUCUCUGUGGCUCAAGGUUUAAGCAAGCAGGCAGGCACAAGGGAGAGGGGUGCUAGGUAAAAAGGGACGAGAUCAUGGAUGAAUUUAUAAGAAACUGUUCAGAACUGGGGUGGACCGGCGUUGAUAUGGCGGAGAAGAGUACAAAGUUCCGCCUCACAAUUAAUUCAAUAUACCAUUGCCAUUUUUUUUGUC
Messenger RNA from Trichoderma virens Gv29-8, 985 nucleotides. Its product is annotated as glycosyltransferase family 2 protein. Bases 84 to 815 code for a protein of 243 amino acids. The transcript is spliced from 2 exons. Gene Ontology annotation, cellular component: endoplasmic reticulum membrane. Gene Ontology annotation, molecular function: dolichyl-phosphate beta-D-mannosyltransferase activity. Gene Ontology annotation, biological process: GPI anchor biosynthetic process; protein O-linked glycosylation via mannose. NCBI's taxonomy places the organism in Eukaryota, Fungi, Ascomycota, Sordariomycetes, Hypocreales, Hypocreaceae. The record is from RefSeq and is a predicted model, not a curated record.